This is a messenger RNA of Hippocampus comes (tiger tail seahorse), 3808 nucleotides long. It is a transcript of the gene dag1, whose product is annotated as dystroglycan 1. The coding region runs from base 421 to 2973 and encodes 850 amino acids. Gene Ontology annotation, cellular component: dystrophin-associated glycoprotein complex; basement membrane; dystroglycan complex. The record is from RefSeq and is a predicted model, not a curated record. NCBI's taxonomy places the organism in Eukaryota, Metazoa, Chordata, Actinopteri, Syngnathiformes, Syngnathidae. The transcript has 5 exons. Gene Ontology annotation, molecular function: calcium ion binding; laminin binding. Gene Ontology annotation, biological process: nerve development; morphogenesis of an epithelium; muscle attachment.
GGGUGGAAAGUAAGGGGGAGCCCCCUCGCGGUGGCCCCUCCCUCGUCGCCUCUAUCCCCGCCCCUGCAUGUAUUGCUCCAUUGUGGAGCUCGGCCGGCCGACAUUCGCGAACGCGCGUUGCCGCCAGGAAGCUCCGAGACCGACCGGACCGCCGAAGGUUCGCUCCCGACGCCGCCGGCCUGAAGCGACGCCACGGAGCCACUACUGCGCUCGCAAUCUUCUUCUUGUCCUUCUUUCCCGGAGAGCGCAAGAGGAAAACAUAGUCGGGCAGCAACAACGUUCACGGCGGUUAUGGGCAUCGCCCAUCAUGAUUUCCUGCUGAAUAAAAGGAAGUGACGCCGACAAGCGGCGGGGCAGAAGAGGAGGAGCCAGUCAAGCAGUUUGCUGUGGGGUGUAAGCCCCUCCCCCUGCGUGAGGAGUAUGCUUUACCUGGGCGGAGUUGGGAUGUGGGCGGGGCUGGCAGCCCUGCUUGUUAUGGCAACGUGCGGCGUGGACGCAGAGGCGGACACAGGUGCGGCGCCCAACCAGCUGGAGGCGUCCAUGAGCUCGUCGCUCCUGUGGGACUUCCAGGAAGCAUCCCGUGACGCUGGCACAGCCGCCGCCCACCGCAACUUCCCCGACGCCUGGGCGCCCGUGGGGCGGGUCUUCAGCUUCCGAUUGCCAGGGCAAACGGACGAGCAUCAUCUGGAGAUCUACGAGUCUGGGAAGGAUGUCCUUCCAUCUUGGCUGCACUGGGACGCCCCACGCAGAACGCUGCAAGGACUGCCACUGGAUGAGGACAAAGGUGUCUACUACAUAUCGGUCGGCGUCUCCAACGAGUCUUCCUUAGAGGUCCUCUCCAUCGAGGUCCGCCCCGAAGAUCCCUCCGAGGCGGAGUCUCAUCAAACGGCGACCAGUCAAGGAGGCGCUGACGGUGAGCCGUCAGCGUGGUCGUGCGGCCCAGAGGAAUCGGUCACUGUGUUGACGGUCAUCCUGGAUGCCGACUUGACCAAGAUGAGCUCCCGCCAGAGGGUGGCGCUGCUGGACAAAAUGAGGGGCUUCUCAGGGGUGGAGCUCCCCUUCAUGAGAGUUGUCCCAGUCGUGAACAACAGACUCUUCGAUAUGUCCGCUUUCAUGGCUGGACCUGGAAAUGCUAAGAAGGUGGUGGAGAACGGCGCUCUGCUGUCGUGGAAGCUCGGCUGCGCGCUGGACCAGAGUAGCAUGCCGAACCUGGCCGACGUCGAGGGUCCUGCUAAGGGAGGCGUCAUGUCGGCCAAACUGGGGUACCCCGUGGUGGGCUGGCACGUGGCCAACAAAAAGCCGCACGUGGCCAAGCGUGUUCGUCGCCAAUUGAACAACACGCCCACGCCGGUCCUAACGUCGCUCCCGCCGUCAUCUGUGGUGGAGCCGCCCGUCCGAAUCGUCCCAACGCUAUCGUCUCCGUCCAUCGAAGCACCCGCCCAAAGCUCAGCUCCACCCGUGCGUGGUCCUGUCCCACUGCCGGGUAAACCCACCAUUCGAGUCCGGGACUCGGUCGUCCACACGCCCACCCUGGAGCCUCCUCAACCCACCAAGGUGAUGGAGACCACGAGCACCAUCCCCAUCGAGCCAACCGCAACCCGGCCUAUCUUCGUGGAAGCCACCGCCACGCCGCCUGCCCCCACGCCCGCACGCAAACCCACCAAGAAGCCCAGAAGGCCCAAAACCACGGUGGCGCCUCGUGAGCCAACGACAACCACGGCCAAGCCAUCUCGACGCACGACACCUUCGCCGGGGCCUCUUCCGGAUCCGUACAAUGAAAAACCGGUUUUGCGUAACCCCAUCGACCAGGUGAACGCUCUGGUGGGAACAUAUUUUGAGGUAAAGAUCCCUUUGGACACUUUCUUUGACAAAGAAGAUGGAACCACUGACAAGCUGCGGCUGAGCUUAAGAAAGAACGUCAAUGAAGUGGUGGGAGAAGGUUCCUGGAUCCAGUUCAACAGCACCAGCCAGCUCCUUUACGGCCUCCCUGACGUGAAUCACGCCGGUAAGCACGAGUACUUCGUGCAGGCCACCGACAAAGGAGGCCUCAACGCCAUUGACGCCAUCGAGGUUCGUGUGGAUCGCUGGCCCGCCAACGACAAAAGUCCGGUGGUGUUCACGGCCCGACUGGAGGGAGAACCGCGACGGGUCACCAACGACAUCCACAAGAAGAUCCUCCUGGUCCGGAAGCUGGCCUCCGCCAUGGGGGAGCGCAACAGCAGCACAGUGACCCUGAGGAACAUCAGCAAGGGUUCCAUUCUGGUGGAGUGGACCAACAGCAGCCUGCCGCACACACCUUGCCCCAAGGAGGACAUCAUGAGGCUGAGCCGCAUGCUGGGCGACGCCGACGGCAGGCCCACGCCCAUCUUCCGCCGCGCCAUGGAGCCCGACUUCCGACCCCUGGGUGUCAUGGCCAAGGGACGGGCCAGCUGUCAGGCCUUCUCUUUCAUCCCGCCAGGCGAGACGGAGAUUCCGCCGUCCGCCGCGGUGACCCCGGCCCUUGGGACUGGGCGGCAGAGUGCGGAUGACGUCUACUUGCACACCGUUAUACCCGCUGUGGUGGUGGCGGCCAUAUUGCUGCUGGCGGGAAUCGUGGCCAUGAUUUGCUACCGGAAGAAGCGCAAGGGCAAACUGACCCUGGAGGACCAGGCCACCUUCAUCAAGAAAGGCGUGCCCAUCAUCUUUGCCGAUGAGCUGGACGACUCCAAGACGCCGCCCUCCUCCGGCGCCCCGCUCAUCCUGCUGGAGGAAAAGCCACCACUGCCGCCGCCCGAGUACCCCAACGCCGACCCGCCUGAGACGGCGCCCCCCGACCGCCAACUCCUGGGCGAGUAUUCGGCGCUCCGAGACGACGACCCCAACGCCCCACCCUACCAGCCGCCGCCGCCCUUCGCCGCGCCCCAGGAGGGCAAAGGCUCGCGCCCCAAGAACAUGACCCCAUACCGCUCGCCGCCGCCCUAUGUGCCGCCCUAAGAACCGCUGGCCCCACCCCAUGAGGUGGCGCUCCUGCUGAGGUUCUGACGCUCGGUGCCACGGCGAGGGCAGGUCCUGUGGGGAGGGGCUACCAGGGAGGGGGCGGGGAUUGGCAUCUGGUAAGGACUACUGUUGUAGCCGAAUGCUAAGUGACCUACGACCCCGCACACCUAACCUUGCGAGACAUGUGCUCGCAUUACCGGUGUUUUGCUUUUCACGUUUUUCGCCAGCGUUCUGUUUUCUGUGCGGGUGGUUUCUAACAACAAGGUACAAUGCGUGCGUGUGUAUGCGCAUGUGUGUGUGCAGGUGUGCGAGUGUGCGCAUGCGUGGGCAUCGAUGUGCCCAUGUGGUUCUGUGUUUGGGUAUGCGGAGCAGGUCAUCAUGGUCACGCAUGCACGAGCGUCCGUAAUCCCAAGGUCCAUUUGACAUGAACCGUUUGUCACGUUUGAAUCAACGAAUGUGCAUUUGUUUGCCUUCAUGUGUGAAGCAAAAAUGUUGACGAAAAAAGACAGUUGUCAUCACAAACGUUAACCAGCGUCAUUCACGGGUGCUAGGAUGAUGAUGAAGUUUGACUUCCGAAAUAUUUUUCUACUUAAGACAGAUGAAGUCAAUAAAGUCUUCAUGUUUUUCAGGACUUUUGAUACAAAUUAGCUUUCUUUGAGGAUUGGUCGAAAAUGGCAAAGAUGACGAUGAUUGUCUACAAUCGGCGAGCGUUUUUGGAUAUUGACUCCUUUUGCUUCAUUUCUCUUCCUUUAAACGUUUGAGGGACUUUUUGCAAUAAUGACGCUAACAGGCUUCAUUUGCUUUCCACAAUAAAAGUCGACUUGCUACUACA